GUUACUGCUGUUCCAGUAGCCACAGACUCACAGGGUUCCGCAAUAUUUGCUUUAGAUCUUUUUAUCUGCAGAAGAACUGAAUUGUAUCCCACUGAAAUCAGCCAGGAGCGUUCCAAGCCGCUUCACAUUGCUUUCUAAAAUUGCACUCGUUUGAUCGAUCUUUGUUACUUUGGCAUCCCUAAUCUGUCCUAUUUUAUUCUACUAAUGGCCAUCAAAUGUCGGCUCCCUCAUCCAUCCGCGCUGAUGCUGAUGUUCAUAUCCUGCAGGGAGAUCCUGCUCUGCACUGGACUCACAGUGGAUCCUCCUGAAGACAUAACGGUGUUAGACCCUGGCCAACUUGGACGUCUGGAGAUUACUUGGAGUCCUCCGAGCAGCAUCAUCAACAUGACAGAGUGCUCAGUAUCAUAUCAGCUGAUGUACUUCAACACAUACAAGGAGAGCUGGGCUAGCGUCAGGACGAGCAGGAGGACCUACCGGGCUCAGUUUGAUCUGUCUAAAGAUGUUACGGUGAGAGUGUACACCUUGCUGGACGGGCCCUGUACCAACAACCAAAUGAUCAAGAGCACAAACUUCACAGAACUGAUUCAGAAACCUCCCACCUCAGAAAUUAUGAGCAUUGAAGUCCAGGACUUUACCUGUGUUUUCUAUAACAUGGAGUAUAUGGAGUGCGAGUGGAAACUAAGCCCAAAGACACCAGCCAACAUUCAGCAAAAUCUCUAUUAUUGGUAUAGAUCACUAGAGAAGGCAGUGCAGUGUCCAAAUUACAUCAUGACUCAUGGAGAGAGAAGCGGCUGCAAUUUCACACAAAAGCUAUUCCCUGAUUUUACUGAUAUCAACUUUUGUGUGAAUGGCUCCUCCCCUGAAGGGCGCAUGAAGCCCUUAUUCACCACCCUACAGAUUCAAAACCAUGUGAAGCCUGCCGCGUCAGAGAAGCUGUGUCUGCAAACAGGUCCUGACAAGCAGCUAGAGCUGAACUGGGAGGCUCCUCUAGGGUCCGUUCCUGGACACUGCUUAAAGUGGGAACUGGAACACGAUAACCAAGGACCUGAUGCAAGAAAAAUAUCCAGAAUUAUUUCCACCACGCAGACCAACCUGAUUCUUCCCUCCAGUGACAGUAAAGAGAGAAACUGCUUCAGAGUCCGGUCCAAACUGGACAAGUAUUGUGUGGACAACGGCUUUUGGAGCGAUUGGAGUCAUCAGAUAUGCCACCCAGUUUUACCCCAGAUACAUGUAGAAGUCAUACCUGAGCCACACUGGGAUGUGGGGUCUGUCUACAUUUAUAUCAUUGUUGCUAUUCUCGCCACGCUGCUGCUGCUCUUCUGUGUGUGGGCAACAAUGAAAAUGAAGAAUUCAAGACACAAGAAGAAGGUGUACUUUCUGAUCACAAACCUGUUUGCCAGAAAUGUGGCGCCUCCAGUUGAAGAUGCCUGCGAAGUCAAGACAACCAGCGAAAUCUAACAACUAACAUCUAACUCCUUUUCACUCAUUCUUUCAGGGUCUCACCAGUCAGUGAGACUGUCACUACUGCUUAUUCAGAAAGCUAUAUUUUUGAAGGUUACAAUUUUAUGUACAUAAACAUCAAAUAUUCACUAGCUGAUGUAUAUUUUCAACAUGGUGUACCUGCAUUUGCCUUUUGUAUUUACAUUUCUAUGAGAAUGCAGACAUUUUCAAUCACAAUUGUGUUAAGUGGAACCGUUCUGAAGAAGUUCCAGUCUUUUGCCUGAUAGUUUACUUUUUGCCAUAAAACUGUCGAGAUAAUUUAAUAAGCAGAGAUUAUGCGUUUUGUAGAAGUCACAGUUGCUUAUCCUCUGGAAAUACAGAAUACAUGUUUUACAUUUUGCCAGAUCUCUUGCCAGGUAUUCCACUUAACACAACUUCUUUUCAUGUUAUAGAGUAAAGAUAUUUUAUAUAUCCUUUUUUUUGUUAUAUUGUUUUCAAAUGUUUACUUUGUGCCUAAGUUCUUGCCCAUCAGCUUACAUGUUUUGGUCAAGAAAAAGUGGAAGCCAUUAAUAUGUGGUUUUGUACAAUGCCUUUAUUGCACUCUAUAGACCAGUGAAGUUUCUAUCAUCGACCUAGAAUAUCUAAAACAACUAAAUCUUAUUAUCUGCAGAAGAGAGGAGCGUGUCAGUGUUUUUAAUGCCACAGAUCUUAGCCAGUUUUUGUUUCAUGGUUGAACUGGAAGUCAGCAGGGCUUCAAAACAACAUUCAUUUCUUUGCUUUUGUAUCACACAAGCAAAACUGCCUCAGUUUUAACAAAUAUUAGACCAAAAAUGUGUUACACUCCAUUAGCAUUUUGGUACUAUUAUUAUAUCAUUAGUUAUGUGUUACAUGUUUCACCGUGGGAAGUGGGAAACGUCCUCUCGAUUUCUUGUAUGUCUUGACAUAUCAAGUAUUGACAA
Molecule: messenger RNA, 2399 nt
Organism: Cololabis saira (Pacific saury)
Lineage: Eukaryota; Metazoa; Chordata; Actinopteri; Beloniformes; Belonidae
Gene: il13ra2
Product: interleukin 13 receptor, alpha 2
Exons: 9
Coding region: 205-1458 (417 amino acids)
Biological process (GO): cytokine-mediated signaling pathway
Cellular component (GO): external side of plasma membrane
Molecular function (GO): protein binding; cytokine receptor activity
Source: RefSeq, a predicted model, not a curated record